AUGUAUUCAGCGAAAGGGUUGUCUCGAAUCAUUAACUAUAAGUCAGGUUUUAAUUUACAACAAGUAUUUUACUCGAGUAUAUCCAAACUAAGAAUGCAAAGCGACAAAUACACCGUUUUGGCGGACAAUUCCAAUGUUGAAAAACCUAUAUUAGAUGACCGUUCGUACCGAUUGAUCAAAUUAAAUUCAAAUGACUUGCAUGUCCUUAUAAUAAACGAUGCUUCUACCGAUAAAGCUGCUGCUUCGUUGGACGUUAACGUGGGAUCAUUUGCAGAUAAGAACUACCAAGUCCCGGGGUUGGCACACUUCUGUGAGCAUUUAUUGUUCAUGGGCACCAGCAAGUAUCCUGAGGAGAACGAGUAUUCUAGCUAUCUCUCGAAGCAUUCGGGGCAUUCGAAUGCUUACACGGCGGCAGAACAUACCAACUACUAUUUUGAGUUGAGUUCUGAUUAUUUGGAGGGCGCGUUGGACAGAUUCUCCCAGUUUUUCAUCAGCCCGUUGUUCAGCAAGUCCUGUAAGGACCGUGAAAUAAAGGCGGUUGAUUCAGAGAAUAAGAAAAAUUUGCAGAAUGAUAUGUGGAGAUUUUAUCAGUUGGAUAAGCUGACAAGUAACCCCCAACACCCGUACAAUGGGUUUUCCACCGGGAAUUAUGAAACAUUGCACGAAGAACCAACCAGCCAAGGGUUAAAUGUAAGAGAUAUAUUGCUUGACUUUUACAAGAACCAUUACUCUUCGAACUUGAUGAGUUUAGUCAUCUUGGGGAAGGAAGAUUUGGACACAUUAACUUCUUGGGCUAUCGAUAAGUUCUCGGAAGUUCCUAACAGUAACUUGCCUAGGCCAAACUACGAUGGAGAGUUGAUUUAUAAUCCUGAUCACCUCGGCAAAAUUAUCAAGGCAAAACCAAUCAUGGACUCUAAUAAAUUGGAAUUGAGUUUUAUGGUUCCUAGUGACCAAGAAGCUAACUGGGAUAGCAAGCCCGCGAGUUAUUAUUCUCAUUUAUUAGGACACGAGAGUUCUGGUUCUAUCUUACACUAUUUAAAGCAGAAAGGUUGGGUUAAUGAGUUAUCUGCUGGCAAUAUGAAAGUCUGUCAGGGUAACUCGAUCUUUGUACUUGAAUUCGAUUUAACUCCAAAUGGUUUAAAGAAUUGGGAGGCAAUCGUCGUUAAUGUGUUUGAAUACUUGAAGUUAGUCUUGAAUGGGGAACCAAAAUUAUGGUUAUGGGAAGAAUUGAGCAAUAUGUCUACCAUUAACUUCAAAUUCAAGCAAAAGCAAAGAGCUGCUCAAACUGUCUCUAAGAUGAGUAACUCUCUCUAUAAAUUUACCGAAGGUUCAUAUAUUCCUCCUCAGUAUUUAUUAAGCUCUUCCAUUUUGAGGGAGUUCAAAAGUCAAGAAAUUAAAGAAUACGGCUCAUUCUUAAAUCCAGACAACUUCCGUAUUUUAUUGACAUCUCAAUCUUUGCCGGACUUAGAUAAAUCUGAGCAUUGGUAUGGAACCCAAUAUUCCUAUGAAUCCAUAUCAAAUAACUUGAAGGAUCAAAUUGAAAGUGCUGAAACAAACGAAAAUUUCCACUACCCUAUUCCAAACAAGUUCAUCCCGAAGGAUUUUACUGUUUCGAAACCUAAGCUGGAAAAUCCGUUGCCUCACCCUUAUUUGAUUGAAGAUAACAACAAAUUUCAGGUUUGGUAUAAACAAGAUGAUCAAUUCCAAAUUCCCAAGGGAGCUAUUGAAAUUGUAUUGCAUUUAGCAAAUGCAAAUACUUCAUGCAAAUCAUCUAUUUACACAAUGCUUCUCAGUCAGUUGAUUGAUGAUGAAUUAAAUGAGAUUGUUUACUACGCAUCCAUGGUAGGCAUAUCGUUUACAAUAAAUCACUGGCGUGAUGGUUUGUUAAUAAGGGUUAGUGGUUAUAAUGAUAAAUUACCAGUCUUGUUGGAGCAAAUUCUUCAAAAGCUUAUCACCUUUAAACCUAAAGAAGAUAGAUUUGAGGUUUUCAAGUUCAAACUAAAUCAAGAAUUUAAGAAUUUUGGAUUUGAGGUUCCUUACUCACAGAUUGGCACCCAUUUCUUGACCUUACUCAAUGAUAAAACUUAUCCCUAUGAUUUAAAAAUCGAUACCUUAAACAAAGAGAUAAAUUUUGGUGAAUUACUUGAAUUUUCUACCAAUAAAAUUUGGGAGCAGGGUGUAUUCGGUGAAGUAUUAAUUCAAGGUAAUUUCAACGACACCAAAGCAUUUGAGAUAUCAAGGGCUAUCCAAGGCCACUUCACUGAGUUCAAAACUAUUCGCGAUAGCCAGGAAGAAAUUAAUGAAAUUGUCAAACUUAAAACUCACAUUGUUCCAUCUAACCAGAGAAUCAGAUACGAAGUAGCGUUACAAGAUAAAAACAACAUCAACUCGUGUAUUGAGUAUUUUAUCCAAAUCAGUGAUUCAUUUGAUGAUGUUCGCUUAAGAGUUUUGACUGAUUUAUUAGGAACUGUUAUUCACGAACCAUGUUUCAACCAAUUAAGGACAAAGGAACAAUUAGGGUACGUCGUGUUCUCCGGUACAAGGCUAACUAGAACCACUUUAGGCUUCAGAAUUUUAAUACAAUCAGAGAGAUCUUCCGAAUAUCUUGAAUACAGAAUUGAAGAGUUUAUAAACCAAUUCGAUAAAUUUGUGAAGAAAGGUCUCACCGACGAAAACUUCGCUAAAUUUAAGCAGGCAUUGAAGGAUAAAAAAUUGACUAAGUUGAAAAACUUGAGUGAAGAAGUAAGUAAAUUUUGGAAUUCCAUUAUUAGCGGGUACUACGAUUUCCAAGAAAGAGAAAAGCAUGUUGAAGUACUUGAAUCCAUCACCAAGGAUGAAUUUAUCAAAUUCUACAAUGAUUAUAUUUCUGCGGACUCUAAUGUUUCUUCGAGAAUCAUAGUCCAUUUGAAAUCCCCUAGCGUACCUAAACUCGAAAAGCUGAAGUUACUUCACAGUUCCAUAAAUAACUAUAUUUACCGGAAUGAAUUUAGUAUCAGUUCUGACGUUUUGGAUUCUCUAAUUGAAGCAAAUGCUGAUGACGUAGCUAAACUCGUGGAAGUAUUAACCAACGCAAUUGCAGAGAAGAAGGAAAACAACGUUUCCAAUAAGGAUCGUUUGAAAUCUGAUUUAUCUGAAACAAUUAACAGGGAGCUUACGACUCCUGUACCACCUCAGUACCCAUCCGGUAAAUUGGUUGAAAACGUGGAUCAAUUUAAAUCAACAUAUCCAGUUGGUGACAUUCCUAGACCAGUUGAACCACUUUCAAAUUUCUAUUACUCUAAGCAACCUGAAGAUCAUGCCCAUUUAUAA
Debaryomyces hansenii CBS767 is the source of this 3309-nucleotide messenger RNA. RefSeq names its product metalloendopeptidase (gene STE23). The record is from RefSeq and is a predicted model, not a curated record. Gene Ontology annotation, cellular component: cytosol; mitochondrion. Bases 1 to 3309 code for a protein of 1102 amino acids. Lineage: Eukaryota; Fungi; Ascomycota; Pichiomycetes; Serinales; Debaryomycetaceae. The transcript has a single exon. Gene Ontology annotation, molecular function: metalloendopeptidase activity; metal ion binding. Gene Ontology annotation, biological process: peptide catabolic process.